AUUUGUUCUAUAUUAAAAAGCAAAAAGAAAAUAUUAAAGUGCAAUAAAUUUUAAGAAAAUAAAAAAGUAAAAGUAAAAAAAAGCAAUAAUUUUUUUCCUUUUGUGUGUCUCUUUGGAUUUUCUAGAAAAAUAAUAUCAAAAAUUUAAUAAACACUUGCCGUCCCGUGCCACAAUAAAAUAGUAAAUUAAAAAUUUGAUCCACUUAGACUAAAAUUAGAGAAUCAUUUUAGAUCUCACUAUACACAGGAAGUUCCAAAAAAAAAAAAGAAUUGAAAUAAAUCUAGAACUUAAAUAGCUAAUUAUGUUUAUGAAAGUGAUAUUAAAUUACAUAAUUCUUUUAAAUGGAAUUCUAAUUCAAAAUGUUGUGUCUUCAAACGAUACCCAGUCUGAUGAUAUUGUUAAUGAUUGGUGGAAAUCAAUGGUUUUAUAUCAAAUCUAUCCAAGAUCAUUUAAAGACAGUAAUGGUGAUGGAAUUGGUGAUCUUAGAGGUAUUAUAGGAAAAUUAAGUCAUUUAAAAGAUUCUGGUAUUAGAGCAGCAUGGUUAAGUCCUAUUUUUGAAUCACCAAUGGCUGAUUUCGGUUAUGAUAUAUCAAAUUUUAUGGCAAUUGAAUCUGAUUAUGGUACAAUGAAAGAUUUUGAAGAUUUACUAGAGGAAGCUAAUAAAUUAGAUAUUAAAAUUUUGUUAGAUUUUGUUCCAAACCAUUCGUCAGACAAAUGUGAAUGGUUUAUAAAAUCAAUUAAUCGUGUACCAGAUUAUGAAGAUUUUUAUAUAUGGGCAGAUCCGAUUAUUGAUAAAGAUGGAAAACAUCAUCCACCAAAUAAUUGGAUAUCUGUAUUUUAUGGUCCUGCUUGGACUUAUAAUGAAAUACGCCAACAAUAUUAUUUACAUCAAUUCACAUCUGGACAACCUGAUUUAAAUUAUCGAAAUCCUAAAGUUAUUCAAACUAUGGAUAAUGUAUUAAAAUUUUGGUUAGAUAAAGGUGUUGCUGGUUUUCGUGUUGAUGCCGUUAAUCAUAUGUUUGAAGUUGAAAAUUUACUUGAUGAACCAUUAAGUGGAAAAUCUACUGAUCCGAAAAGUUAUGAUUAUUUAAAUCAUUGGCAUACAACAAAUUUGAAAGAAAGCUAUGAAAUGAUUUAUCAUUGGAGAGAUUUAUUAAAUAAAUAUAAAGAAGAAAAUGGUGGUGAUACUAGAAUUUUAUGUACAGAAGCUUAUGCAAAUAUAUCAUUUACUGUUGAUUAUUAUGAAGAUAUUAAUGGACGGCAAGGAUCUCAAAUACCUUUUAAUUUUUUAUUAAUUGGUGAACUUAAUGAAAAUUCAGAUGCAAGAGAUUUUAUAUAUACAAUAAGUAAAUGGUUAAUAUAUAUGCCUAGAAAUGGUAUAGCAAAUUGGGUUAUUGGAAAUCAUGAUAAUCCAAGAGCUGGAAGUCGUUUUGGUAUAGAGAAAAUUGAUCAAAUGAAUAUGUUAAUAAUGACAUUGCCUGGAAUUGCUGUCACUUAUAAUGGUGAAGAAAUUGGUAUGAUAGAUUAUAGAGAGAUAACAUGGGAGGAAACAAAAGAUCCAGCUGCUUUAAAUACAAAUAAAGAAGUUUAUAAAAAAUAUUCAAGAGAUCCAGAAAGAACACCAUUUCAAUGGGAUGAUUCAAAGAAUGCUGGAUUCUCCGUCGGGGAUACAACAUGGUUGCCAGUCAACCCUAAUUAUAAAAAUUUAAAUUUAAAAAAAGAAAUUGAAGAAAAACGAAGUCAUUAUCAACUUUAUAAAAAAUUGGUUAGUUUACGAAAGUUACCAACCUUGAGGAAUGGAAAUUUUUAUCCUUUGGCGUUAAAUCGAAAUGUUUUAGCAUAUAAAAGAGAAUUGGAAAAUCAUUGCACCAUUGUCGUUGUUAUAAAUUUAAAAGAAUUCAAUGAAAUUGUUGAUUUAAAAAUUUUAGGAAAUUUACCCGAAAAAUUAUUAGUUUUGGCUGCUGGCAGUAAUUCAGAAUAUGAGGAAGGGGCCAUAAUUGAUACCGAUAAAUUACAUCUUUUCGGAUAUGACUGUUUAGUACUUCAAGGUGAAAAUGUAGAUUUAAAGAAAAAACGUGAAAUUAUCAAAACAAUUAUAAAAGUUGGAAAUGUACUGUUGGUUAGCGUUUUAAUGUUUAGACUCUGGAAUAAUAAAUGGACAAAAUUAUCCUUAUAUCCGAAAGGAAUUUAAAUAACAAGCAUAACAACUAUAUUAAGGAUAUUUUUUAAUUUUGGUAUUUUUUUUUUUUAAAUUUACGCUUAUUGUGGAAAAGGAAAAUCGAAAAAAAUGUAAAUUUUUUUUAAAGGAGAAAACAUGUGUAUAAAAAAUA
This is a messenger RNA of Condylostylus longicornis, 2330 nucleotides long. RefSeq names its product maltase 2-like. Gene Ontology annotation, biological process: carbohydrate metabolic process. Lineage: Eukaryota; Metazoa; Arthropoda; Insecta; Diptera; Dolichopodidae. The transcript has 11 exons. The record is from RefSeq and is a predicted model, not a curated record. Bases 302 to 2191 code for a protein of 629 amino acids.